Molecule: messenger RNA, 2728 nt
Organism: Cryphonectria parasitica EP155
Lineage: Eukaryota; Fungi; Ascomycota; Sordariomycetes; Diaporthales; Cryphonectriaceae
Product: TPR-like protein
Exons: 1
Coding region: 1-2505 (834 amino acids)
Biological process (GO): mRNA splicing, via spliceosome; generation of catalytic spliceosome for first transesterification step
Cellular component (GO): post-mRNA release spliceosomal complex; Prp19 complex; U2-type catalytic step 2 spliceosome
Molecular function (GO): protein binding
Source: RefSeq, a predicted model, not a curated record
AUGCCCGCCAUGCCGUCAACCGCGCUCCUAAACAACGGCGUUGCGCGCAAGCCCGAUCUGUCUCUCGUGUCCGACGACGACCUUGUCUACGAGCAGGACAUACAGCGUAGCCCCGGCAGCAUAAAACCAUGGCUGGCGUACAUCGAGUUCAAGCUCCAGCACGGCACCGUGCAGGAGCAGGCCUACGUCCUCGAGCGCGCCUGUAACCAGUUGCCGCGGUCCUACAAGCUGUGGAAACCUUACCUCACCUUCCGGACCAAGCACGUCUCCAAGCUUAACGCUGCCGUGUUCGCCUCUGAAUAUCGCAAGGUUAAUGCGCUUUUUGAGCGGGCGCUGAUCCUGCUCAACAAGAUGCCGAGGAUAUGGGAGAUGUACCUCAAGUUUUUGAUGCUUCAGCCCCUCGUCACGCUGACGCGACACACCUUCGAUCGCGCCCUGAGAGCGCUUCCUUUGACCCAGCACAACAGGAUAUGGGCACUCUACCGACCAUUUGCAAACUCGGCCGGCGGCUUGACGGCGGUCAAGAUCUGGCGGCGAUACAUGCAGGUUCAUCCAGAAGACGCAGAGGACUUCAUCGAGCUGCUCGUCCAAGAGGGCCUCUAUAAUGAGGCCAUCCACAAGUACAUAUCCGUACUCAACAACCCGCGGUUCCAGAGCAAGAACGGAAGAGGGCACUACGAGCUGUGGAGCGAGAUGGUGGACCUCAUCGUCGAGCACGCCGCCACAGUUGAGACAGGCCACGAGACGGGAAUCGACGUCGAGCGAAUUAUACGGAGUGGGAUUGAGAAAUUCGCGGACCAGAGGGGCAAGUUGUGGGUUGGACUCGCGUCGUACUGGAUGAGGAGGGGGAGCUUCGAGCGAGCAAGAGACACAUUCGAGGAGGGCAUCACAACCGUUAUGACCGUUCGCGACUUCACCCUGGUUUUCGACUCAUACGCCGAGUUCGAAGAGUCCAUCAUAGGCGCACUGAUGGAGGUCGCACAGACUCGCGGCGAGCAGGGGAUUGUUGACGAAAAUGCAGACUUCGACUUGGACAUCCGGAUGAUGAGGUUCGAGCAUCUGAUGGAUCGCCGCCCAUUUCUCUUGAACGAUGUACUGCUGCGCCAGAACCCAAACAAUGUCAACGAGUGGGAGAAACGCGUGGCAUUAUGGGGUGACAACAAGGUACAGGUUGUGCAGACAUAUACGGAUGCCAUCGCGGCGAUACAACCUAAAAAGGCCGUCGGGGCCUUCCAUCAACUCUGGGCAAACUAUGCCAAGUUUUACGAGAAGGGAGGCGAUGUCAGAAACGCACGGAUCAUCAUGGAGAAGGCCGUCAAGGUGCCAUUCAAGUCCGUGGCCGAGCUGGCCGACAUGUGGAUCGAGUGGGCAGAGAUGGAGUUGCGAAACGAGAAUUUCGACGAGGCUGUCAAGAUCAUGGCCAAGGCGGUACAGUCACCUAAGCGCUCGACAGUGGACUAUUUCGACGAGACGCUUUCACCACAGCAAAGAGUCCACAAGAGCUGGAAACUGUGGAGCUUCUACGUCGACCUGGUAGAAAGCGUCAGCUCCCUUGAGGAAACGAAGAAAGUCUACGAGAGGAUAUUUGAGCUUCGGAUCGCCACACCACAGACGGUGGUCAACUAUGCCAAUCUACUGGAGGAAAACAAUUAUUACGAGGAAUCUUUCAAGAUAUACGAACGCGGCCUCGAUCUCUUCAGCUACCCGGUUGCCUUUGAGCUGUGGAAUCUAUACCUCACCAAAGCCGUGGACCGAGAAAUUGGCAUCGAAAGGCUGCGAGACCUGUUUGAGCAAGCCAUUGAGGACUGUCCGCCAAAGUUUGCCAAAGUUCUGUACCUAAUGUAUGGAAACCUGGAAGAGGAGCGGGGCCUCGCUCGACACGCAAUGCGCAUCUACGAGAGAGCGACAAGAGCAGUAGCGGAUGAGGACCGCGCGGACAUGUUUAAUUUCUACAUCACCAAGUCGGCGUCCAACUUUGGCCUGCCGUCAACCAGACCAAUCUACGAGCGAGCCAUCGCCGCCCUACCAGACAGCGAGGCACGCGAUAUGUGUCUCAAGUUUGCGGACAUGGAGAAGAGACUGGGCGAGAUCGAUCGUGCCCGCGCCAUCUACGGACACGCCUCGCAGUUUUGCGACCCACGCACCAACCCAGACUUCUGGACCAAGUGGGAGCGUUUCGAGGUGCAGCACGGAAACGAGGAUACGUUCAAGGAGAUGCGCCGGAUCAAGCGCAGUGUCCAGGCGCAGUACAACACCGAUGUCAACUUCAUCGCAUCACAGGCCAUCGCAAGGAGUCAGGCGGCGGCGGCAGCAGCACAGGCGCAAGGAGAAGGCGGCGGGGGCGAGGCGGACCAGGAGGUCAUGGACGCCAUGGCGGCACUGGAGAGACAAGCUCGGGCGCCUGUCGGCUUCGUUGCCGCAGAAGACAACCCCAGAGGCGAACCGGCCGCCCAACCCGUGGCCGCGAACCCGGAUGCGAUUGAACUUGAUGAUAUGGACGAAUGAUAGAUAUUUGAUUUAUGUCGGCCAGAUAUAGGGCAACGAUGGGGCCGGCAAACCUGGGGCGGCAAGGCACCAACAAAAACACUACUGGAAGACGCCCACUUUGGUUUACUCCUAGUCAUUUCCCUGCGUCCAGGCAUGACGACCCAAGGGGGCAGAAAUGCACCGCCUUUACGUUUUCUUUUCCAUGGCAGUCAACUUUAUUCAAUUGAAAAAGAUAUUUACU